UUUCAUUCCACAGUCUCCAUUUCCAAGGCCAGUGUGACAAAUGGCCUUUGGAAAGUCCAAUCAUGGGGGCUGGAUUGUAGCUCAGUGGCACAGCACCUUCCUGGCAAACUUGAGAUCCUGAGUUUGAUUACUAAAACACCCCCACCCCCAAAGAAAGUGAGUCAUACCCAACUGUGGUCCAGGAACAUCAGUAUUCAUCAAUCUUGGGUUUUCAGGGUGAUGGUCCCUUAGUUGGUGACAGUACCUUCUCUAGGAAUGUAGCUUUCCCUGCCUAAGGUCUUCCUACCCAACUCCAGGACUAAAUGUGCCUCGUGGCUUACUCCCUGCACUCCAGCCCUGGCUGGGCUGUUCUGAGACCAACUAUUGUCAUCACCUGCUAGAAACGGUGUAACUGGAACUUUGACCUAAGGAGGCAUGGCCAAGAUGGUCCUCAGCACAGCCUUCCCUACCCUAGACAAGUGUCCCCAUGCUUGUGCCAGCUAGAUAGCCUCAGCCAUGACUGAUUCCAAGGGCCUGGAUUUGGGCCCGUGGCCAUUCUGGGUCGGGGCAGGCAGGAUGCUAUCUAUAGUCUGCUCCAUCAUGAAGCCAUUGGAUAUGUGAAACAGCUGGCUGGGUCCAGGGAGGGGUUGCCAUUGUUCCUUUCCAUGCAUCCCCUUAGUUUGCCACCUCCAUGAUUGGAGGGGUCUACUCUUAGCAGCAGGUCCUUUUCUUACCCCUUAUGCAUCCCUGUCUUUGGAGUGACUGCUCCUGGCCCUGUGGCUGCAGGAGUGGCUCAGUGUAGACUGGUUUUAGACCCUGUAGGGGUGGUUAAAAGCAGGGCCUUCCCCACCUUUGCCAGCUGAUUUGGAGCUUGCAUGGCACCUCCUUGAAGCAUGCUGGGGGUAGGGAUGGGUGUCUUUAGAAAGCAUACUGAAACUUUCGGAGUGCUCUGAGCCCGGAGCAGAAACAGUGGGCCACGAACACCAGAGGUUCACAGCAGGGUGGCCUGGGAAGACCUCCCAGAGGAGGUGAUAUUCCAGCUGAGCCCUGAGAAGGCUGACAAGGGAGUAUGAAGGGUUUCUCGUAGCGGAAGUUUUAGGUGCAGCAACUUCGUGGGAGGAGCUUCUGCAACGCGGAGUGCGAGAGGUACCCAGCACUGGGACGGUGCGCUGAGUAGUCCUGUGGCUGCCUCGGGUGUGUGUGUGGGGCGCGUGCGCGCAGGGGCGCCGUGUACGCGGGUGCGCGGCUCCGUGACGCUGCCCGAGAGCGGCGCGGGCUGAAGAGAGCGGGCCGGCCGGGGCGGAGCGGAGUCGUCCGCAGAACAGCCCCUCCCGGCCUCGGCCGACCCCGGCCCGCGGCCCGGCUCUAUGGACAGGAGCUCUCUGCUGCAGCUCAUCCAGGAGCAGCAGCUGGACCCUGAGAACACAGGCUUCAUUGGUGCGGACACCUUUGCUGGUCUGGUGCACAGCCAUGAGCUGCCCCUGGACCCAGCCAAGCUGGACAUGCUGGUGGCCCUGGCCCAGAGCAACGAUCGGGGCCAGAUCUGCUACCAGGAGCUGGUGGACCUGAUCAGCAGCAAGCGCUCCAGUAGCUUCAAGCGGGCCAUCGCUAAUGGACAACGGGCACUGCCCCGAGAUGGGCUGCUGGACGAGCCAGGGCUAGGUGUCUACAAGCGGUUUGUGCGCUAUGUGGCCUAUGAGAUCCUGCCCUGUGAGGUGGACCGCCGCUGGUACUUCUACAGGCACCGCAGCUGCCCGCCCCCCGUGUUCAUGGCCUCAGUCACUCUCGCCCAGAUUGUUGUGUUUCUGUGUUACGGGGCCCGUCUCAACAAGUGGGUGCUACAAACCUACCACCCUGAGUACAUGAAGAGCCCCCUUGUGUACCAUCCUGGGCACCGUGCCCGAGCAUGGCGCUUCCUCACCUACAUGUUCAUGCACGUUGGGCUGGAGCAGCUGGGGUUCAAUGCUCUCCUGCAGCUGAUGAUUGGGGUGCCCUUGGAGAUGGUGCAUGGCUUACUCCGCAUCAGCCUGCUCUAUCUGGCAGGCGUGCUGGCAGGCUCCUUGACUGUCUCCAUCACCGACAUGCGUGCCCCAGUAGUGGGGGGCUCUGGAGGGGUCUAUGCCCUGUGCUCAGCACAUUUGGCCAACGUUGUCAUGAACUGGGCUGGGAUGAGAUGUCCCUACAAGCUGCUGAGGAUGGUGCUGGCCCUGGUGUGCAUGAGCUCCGAGGUGGGCCGGGCUGUGUGGCUGCGCUUCUCCCCACCACUGCCUGCCUCAGGCCCACAGCCCAGCUUCAUGGCGCACCUGGCAGGUGCAGUGGUGGGGGUGAGCAUGGGCCUCACCAUCCUGCGCAGCUAUGAGGAGCGCCUGCAGGACCAGUGUGGCUGGUGGGUGGUGCUCCUUGCCUAUGGCACCUUCCUGCUCUUCGCUAUCUUCUGGAACGUCUUCGCCUAUGACCUGCUGGGUGCCCACAUUCCCCCACCACCCUGAUCUGCACUCCAGGGCCAGAGGGGCAUGUGGUGUCCAGUCACCAGGCAGGUCUGCACACCUUCUCUCCAUGAGUGGACUUCUCGGGGCCGCUUCACCUUGCAAUGGCAGGGGCAGGUGGGCCCUGUAGUCCACCAGCUGAGGCCAAGCCUCACUCCAUCCCUGAGUUUCUCCUCCCAGGCCUGGGGGGAGGCCCCCAAAGGUGGUCCCAGAGGAGACCUAAUCCCACCCUCUCCAGCCCCAGGACUUGCAGUCUGAGCCUUU
This is a messenger RNA of Octodon degus (degu), 2729 nucleotides long. It is a transcript of the gene Rhbdl1, whose product is annotated as rhomboid like 1. The record is from RefSeq and is a predicted model, not a curated record. Gene Ontology annotation, cellular component: membrane. NCBI's taxonomy places the organism in Eukaryota, Metazoa, Chordata, Mammalia, Rodentia, Octodontidae. Gene Ontology annotation, molecular function: serine-type endopeptidase activity. The coding region runs from base 1347 to 2468 and encodes 373 amino acids. The transcript is spliced from 8 exons.